This is a messenger RNA of Stegostoma tigrinum, 2184 nucleotides long. It is a transcript of the gene polm, whose product is annotated as polymerase (DNA directed), mu. Gene Ontology annotation, molecular function: DNA binding; DNA-directed DNA polymerase activity. The coding region runs from base 53 to 1669 and encodes 538 amino acids. Lineage: Eukaryota; Metazoa; Chordata; Chondrichthyes; Orectolobiformes; Stegostomatidae. The transcript has 12 exons. Gene Ontology annotation, biological process: double-strand break repair via nonhomologous end joining. Gene Ontology annotation, cellular component: nucleus. The record is from RefSeq and is a predicted model, not a curated record.
CGCUCGCCGGGCGUGAGCCACUUCCGCGGCUCAGUCGGUGGAGCCAUUGUAAAUGACGCUCGGUUUGGCUGCAAAAGCUUCCCGUGUUGCAGUGUGGCUCAGCAUGGCCUUGCUGCCUCAGAAGAAGAAGCGGAAGGAUCCAGGUCUUCCUGGUGCCUCUCACUCUUGGGCUGGAGAUGGUCCCCUGACGUUGGCAAAGUUCUCUGAAGUUGGCAUAUUUUUGGUGGAGAGGAAAAUGGGCUCGAGCAGGAGAAGCUUUCUCUCACAGCUUGCUCGGAAAAAGGGGUUUCGAGUGGAAGAGCGGAUGAGUGAAUCCGUGACUCAUGUUGUGUCUGAGAAUAACUCUGGUGAUGAGGUGUUAGAAUUGCUGGAUAAACAGAGUGGAAUUUGCAGAGCGGCUUUGGUAGAUAUCACAUGGUUUACUGAAAGUAUGGGAGCAGGCAAACCCUUGGAAGUAGAAAAUCGUCAUCGGCUUCAGGUGAAGACAGCUGCUGAUGGUGGCCCCAUUGGCAUUCCUAUUUCACAGUACGCCUGUCAAAGAAGGACUACACUGGAUAAUAAAAAUAGUUUAUUUACGGAAGCUUUGAAGGUACUUGCCGAAAAUGCACAGUUAUGUGAGAAUGAAGGACGAUACUUAGCAUUCACAAGAGCAUCUUCUAUUCUGAAGUCAUUGCCCUAUAGUGUAACCAAAAUAGAUGAUCUCCAAGGGAUUCCCAGUCUUGGAGAACAUUGCAAAAAAGUGAUUCAGGACAUCCUUGAAGAUGGAAUCUGCAGGGAAGUUGAGGAGUUAAUCCAAAAUGAAAGAUAUCAAACAUUAAAGCGAUUUACCAGUAUCUUUGGCGUUGGUGUGAAGACAGCUGAUAAGUGGUACAGAGAGGGACUGCGAACUCUGCAUGAACUGAGAGCAUCAAAAAUACUACUCACAAAAGAACAAGGAGCAGGCUUACUUUAUUAUGAAGACCUCAUUGUCCCAGUAACAAGGACAGAGGCAGAUUCAAUCAGGAAAAUCGUUGAAGGAGCUGUACACAGAUUUCUACCUGCUGCAGUUGUCAAGUUAACUGGUGGUUUUCGAAGAGGAAAGGAGUAUGGUCAUGAUGUUGACUUUCUCAUAACUCACCAAGAAGAAGGCAAGGAACAGGGUCUUCUUUACCAAGUGAUUAACUGGAUGGCUGCCCAGGGUAUGAUAUUAUAUGAUGACAUCACAGACAGCAAGGACCAAAAAUGGAAGAACAAGGAGCCUGAGAUAUUUGAUAGUUUUGCCAAGUGUUUUUUGAUCUUCAAACUGCAGAAGGAUGUGGUAAAUGUUCUACGUCCGAACACAGCAGGUGAUCACGACCCUUUGGCAAAGGAAAUUGGGCAUGGUGGCCGUGCAGAAACAUGUGAGCGUGCAACUUAUGCCGCAGUGAAGGUUAAAGACUGGAAGGCUGUCAGAGUGGAUCUGGUCACCGCACCCUUCGGCCAGUAUGCCUAUGCCUUAUUAGGAUGGACAGGCUCACAGCUGUUUGAACGAGACCUAAGAAGAUAUGCCAAGCACUUCAAACAUAUGAGUUUGAGCAGCCAUUCUUUAUUUGACAAUGAACAGAAAAAGUUUUUGUCAGCUGCUACAGAAGAAGAGAUCUUUGCACAUUUGGGAUUGGAUUAUAUCCCACCUGAAGAAAGGAAUGCGUGAUGGGCUGAGUUCAAGUCAUCAGAGUCCCGAGAGUAAACAGUGAGGACAACUUCACUGAUCUCUCUGACAAAUGCACAUUGCAAAUUUGUAACUGGACAUUUAAAACCAAGUAAAAAUUGGUCAUUCACCUGUGUUUGGUUUUAUAUGGCUAGCGCACAUCUCCCGUCUGAUAUUUUGUAGAAUUGGUGAGUUCCAUUUUGAUCAAUUUAGUAUCCUUUCACAUGUUUCUGUCAUGCAUCCAUAUACUCAGCUGUUGGCUGAUCCAAACUCUUUAUGAAUCAGAACCUCUGUUUUUGUGUCAGAAGCCGUGAAUUAACAUCCCACUCCAGUGACUUGAGCACAAAAUCUUAGCUGCUACUUUUUUGAGAUAAGAAUUUAAGCAUCUGCCCUCUCUGGUGUACGUUAACAACCUCCAAGUUGGAAAAAGAAGAUGGUAGCUUUGCUUGAUGACAUUGUAAAUCUUGAUCUGAAAUUACUAUCACUGAACAAAAUAAAUAUCUUGGAUUUCUUUGCAA